This is a messenger RNA of Melanaphis sacchari, 1067 nucleotides long. It is a transcript of the gene Fkbp14, whose product is annotated as FK506-binding protein 1. The record is from RefSeq and is a predicted model, not a curated record. Lineage: Eukaryota; Metazoa; Arthropoda; Insecta; Hemiptera; Aphididae. Bases 202 to 873 code for a protein of 223 amino acids. Gene Ontology annotation, molecular function: calcium ion binding; peptidyl-prolyl cis-trans isomerase activity. The transcript is spliced from 3 exons.
CAGUCGUCAGUCCGUCAGUCGUCGUCAAACAGUCGGCCGCGCGUCACCGUCACCGUCACCGUUCAUCACCCGCUCCCGACCACACGAAUCUGCCACGUUUCCACCAGCGGAACGACUCUUUUUUUUUUUUUCCCUCCGAUUUUCCACAUCAUCAUUGUCAUCGUUACCAUUAUUGCCAUCAUUCCUCCUACUCGGCCGACAAUGAGGUGCAGCUGGUUAUGCGCGUUGGCCGCCGCGUGCGCCGCCGUGGCCCUGGCCCAGGCCGCCGAUCAACAGUCCGAGACGCUGGCCAACGGCCUGAAGAUCGAGUACGUGUACACGCUGGACGGAUGCGAGCCCAAGUCCAAGGCCAACGACAUGCUCACCAUGCACUACACCGGCAAACUGGUGGACGGCACCAAGUUCGAUUCCAGUCAUGACCGAGACCAGCCAUUCACUUUCCAAUUGGGAGUGGGACAAGUGAUUAAAGGUUGGGAUUUGGGACUAACCAAAAUGUGCGUUGGUGAGAAGAGAAGACUGACCAUACCAGCCAAUCUAGCUUAUGGCGACCGUGGAGCCGGAAAUGUCAUUCCCGGAGGAGCCACUUUAGUAUUCGACGUCGAGUUAUUGAAUGUUGGCGACCAGGCACCCACCACAAACGUAUUCAAGGAGAUCGACCAAGACCAAGACAAACAGCUGUCCAGAGACGAGGUGAGCGAAUACCUGAAAAAACAGAUGGCAGCGGCUGAAGGUGCAGAGGGCGGUGAUGACAUCAAGCAGAUGAUGUCCGACCACGAAAAGCUUGUCGAGGAGAUAUUCCAACACGAGGACAAGGACAAAAAUGGGUUCAUAUCGCACGACGAGUUCACCGGACCCAAGCACGAUGAACUUUGAUGAGGGACACAGUUAAUGUAUGUGUAUGGGGAUGGGGGGUGGAAAUGGUCAGGAGGAGCGGUUCGUGGAAUUACGCCGCACACAUUAUCAUAUGGUAUAUUAUAAUAUAUAAUAUAUAUGUAUACACAUUAUGAUAUCUGGAGAAAAGUGCUCGCUUAAUCGAGGUACUCCAACAUUAUUUUUCUUAUUAUAAU